Cannabis sativa is the source of this 993-nucleotide messenger RNA. RefSeq lists its product as uncharacterized. The record is from RefSeq and is a predicted model, not a curated record. Bases 1 to 993 code for a protein of 330 amino acids. Lineage: Eukaryota; Viridiplantae; Streptophyta; Magnoliopsida; Rosales; Cannabaceae. The transcript is spliced from 5 exons.
AUGAAAACCAACUCCAAAAAGUACAAGGAAGAUGCGUCCUCCUCCUUGUGGAAGUGGAAUAACAAUAAGAAUAGUAAGGAAGAUCCACUAUUACCGAUCUCCGAAUUUCUCAACCGCACAAAGCGUAAGGCCGAUGAAACUCUUGCGGGUCCCGGUGGCGGAGCUGGUAUUGGGUGCGGCGCCGGACUCGGGUUCGGUUUGGUCGGCGGACUCGGCUUCGGCGGCUGGCCCUGGAACCACUUGAAGCUUGUCUUCGGCGUCGGAGUCGGCUGUGGUGUUGGAAUUGGAUUCGGGUACGGUCAAGGAAUCGGAGGAAGUGAGUGGGAGAUGCGGUUGAGAGGAGCAGAAGGAGUUUCGGGGUUGGGGUUUCGGCUGAGAGGAGCAGAAGGGGUUUCGAGGUCGCCGUGGACAUCUCUGACUGUUAUGAGGCGGUCGGCAGCGGUGUACCUGGUUUGGAGAGGAGCAGAAGGGGUUUUGGGGUUGGGGUCCGAAUUGCGAGCUUAUGAACGAAACUUGAUUGCAAUGCCACCCCCCGGAGUCGCAGACUUGUGUAAGAGGAAAAGAAUUAAGGAUGAAGCUUCUAACAAUGCUGCUUCUUCAAGUACAAUUGAUGUGGAAGAUGCACCGCCGAAGUUGGAUGAAGGCGCAGGCGCUCUGCAGAGUUUCGAAGUGGCGUUGACGAGUUCGUUGCGCGGGAUCCAACCUUCGUACAACCCCUGGUAUUUCCACGGGGAGACUUUCUCUCAGCCCGCAGUUGAACUUCCUGAAAAUGACGAAGAGGAAAUGGCAGAUGUGUUGGCGGACAUGUUAAGAGGGGACCCUGGGUUUGACGAAUCUGCUAACACUACUGAUUCUUUCAAUGAACACCCUAUCAACGACAACAACAAGUUCGAUGACUUGUUUAAGGAGAUGGAGGCUGAAUUAUAUCCAGGUUGCAAAAAAUCAGCCCUUAAUGCCUUUGGUAAAGCUUAUGCACUGCAAGGUUUUGAAUAG